CCAACGUCGGUUGUGUGCCCAUUCCAACAGUUUAUUUGCCUUCAAACAAGUAUACGAUUCAGUAAAUAUUGAUUGCGCAUCCAUUAUCCGUUCUCUUCUUUGUCUUGGUCCUUACCACCAAUACCCGAUGUCAAUUCAUGCCAUGGAUUUCAAGUUGAUGAGGGUACUAGAUGCUCUUACGGUCCGAUUUUACCAUAUCCCAGUUGAAAUUUUGAAACUAGUUUGUCUAAAGUACAUUUCCCUAACUUACAACAAAGAGCUUCCAGUUUCCAUAUCAAACCUUUUCCAACUUCAAUCCUUGAUUAUCAAACCAGAUAUAUGCAUUAAAAGGCGUGGAACUGUGUCAUAUAUGCCGGUGGGCAUAUGGAACAUGCAAGAACUACAACACAUUGAGGGAUAUGGAUUAAACCUACCUACCCCUAAUUCUAAUGCUACUCUGAACAAAGUCUCCACUCUUUUUGGCGUGAGCGCAAAGAGUUGUACUAGAGAAAUUCUCAAAAAAAUCCCUAAUUUAGAGAGAUUAUAUAUUCAGAUGGAGUGGAAGCCUUAUGAUGAUGAAGAUGAUAACAACUCACUGAGUAGCUUGGGUUAUAUCUCAGAGGAACUACAGAAUUUGGUUGUUCUUAAUUAUUCUGUAGAGAAUCCUCAUAUGGAGUAUGAGUCUACGAUUCCUCUUUCAAUGUUUCCAUCAAGUCUAACAGUUUUGUAUUUGAGUGGCUUUGGGUGUCCAUGGAAGCACAUAAAUGACAUUUGUUCAUUGCUACCCAAUCUUCUGAAGCUCGAGUUACAACACUAUGCCUUUCGAGGCCCAUUGUGGGAUAUUGAAUCAGAGUGUUUUUUGAAACUUAAGACACUUGUGAUUGGAGACACUGAUUUGGUGCAAUGGAGAGCUCAACAUGGAAGCCUUCCAAGUCUUAAGCUUUUAAGCAUACAACAUUGCUACAAAUUAAAACAACUAGAUUGGACGCGUGAUCCCUCAAUGGUCACAACGACUGCAAUUGAAUUGUUUGAGUGCAAUCCCUUAGCUGUCGCCUCUGCCAAGCAAUUAAGACCAAAAUCUCUCUUUACAGUUCGUUGGCACUCUUCCUUUUGAGCUGUGAAGUCAAAGCAAGACUCUUAACUUGGUUAACAGGUUGGAUUAUGAGAAGUGUAGGCCCUUUUGCGACUUAUUGAUGUGUGUUUUGGAGGGUUUUAGGAAGCUGUUGACAUUGGGAGAAGUUUUGCUGCCAUGGAAGAUUAUCAAAUAGAUGGAAACAAAGAAAUGGUUGCUCUUGAAGCAAUGAUCAUAGGCGUUUGGUUGACGUCUUGCUAUGUAGCUACUUGUAUCAAUGUACUUGUAUGGCGAAAUUGUCAAAAAUGUCACAUAGUUGUGAUUAAAUUUCGAUCUUUUCAACAACUUUCACAUUCGGCCAAUAAAUUAUGAG
Molecule: messenger RNA, 1424 nt
Organism: Salvia hispanica
Lineage: Eukaryota; Viridiplantae; Streptophyta; Magnoliopsida; Lamiales; Lamiaceae
Product: putative late blight resistance protein homolog R1A-3
Biological process (GO): defense response to other organism
Molecular function (GO): ADP binding
Source: RefSeq, a predicted model, not a curated record